AUGCCGCAAAAGACUGAGAAAGCCAAAGAAGCAGGAAAGCAAGUUCCGAGACGAGGCCGCAAAAAUGUCUCAAGGGCUUGUUUACAUUGCAGGAGGAGGCGGGUCAAGUGCGACGCAAGAACUCCGUCUUGUUCAAGAUGCUCGGAACGCGCCAUCGAAUGUGCUUACUCCACGGAGGAAGACAAGCGCCGCCCAGCACCCAAGUCGUAUGUCGAUCUUCUGCGCAGCCGGAUAGACCACCUUGAGCGACUGCUCCAGGCUCACUCGAUCGACCCGGAUGGCAUGCCGAAUGCCCACGCGGUUAAUGAUGGAGUAAGCGACGACCUGACCCUCCGUGGGGAGCUAUCAAAAGAUGAAUCCAUGAAUUUUGACCAGGACGGCGAAGCACGGUACUUUGGCCCAACAAGUGGACGCCUAGAGUUCAAGAGUCUUCAUAAGAAAAGAGCCGAGUACAGCGCAGCCACAGCCAACUUCAACCGUCUUUGCCAAGAUCUUCUUGAUCAGGAUCCAGUCUCCCCGGAGCUUGAAGACCACCUUCUCGAUCUCUUCUUCACGUGGGAGCAGCCAUUCAAUCAGGCUGUGGACGAGCGCAUGUUUAGGCAGAGUCGCCAUACGGAUGGAAAAUGGUACAGCCCCCUCCUGCUCAACUGCGUGCUGUGCAUAGGGUCUCGGCAUUCCGACCGCGCCGAGGUUCGGACUGAUCCGCAAGACCCCAAUACUGCUGGGAGGCUGUUCUUGGAAAAAGCCCAGGUUCUGUUGUACUUUGAUCUUCAAUCACCCAGCCUGACGACAAUCCAGGCUGCCAUGAUUCUCACGACGGCGUAUUGCUCAUUUGGCGAAGAUGCUGCAAGCUGGCUUCACUAUGGCAUAGCUAUGAGGCUAGCACUUGACAUGGGCAUCAACCUAGACUUUGGUGUUUAUCAGCAGCUCAAUGCCGGCUCGCCUCUAUCAAUGGAAGAGGUUUCCAUUCGUAGGCAGAUCCACUGGACCAUAUACUGCAUGGACAAGCUGUCAGCGAUGUACACCGGAAGGACCUGUACUUACCUGGAUUUCCAGGCCGCCGUAGGGCUUCCUCGGGUCAAACCACCUCUGACAAGUGAUCAAUCGACUCCAGAUCGAUAUCUGCAACACUCUCAGGUACUUUAUUAUCAAGUCACUUUAUGUCAGAUCAUGGAGACCAUUCUCAACUCCUUAUAUGCCCCGAAAACUGGCCUUAGCCGCGAACAGAGGGGCUCAUUUUGGUCUUCAUGCGUUCUGAAGUUGAAGAAUUGGCGUUACGACCUCCCCGACGAGAUGCUCCUCGAACGCUAUACCCCGUCACUGCCUCCCGCUCUCUUCACCAUCCACAUGAUCUACCACACGGCACACAUUCAACUGACCAAACCCUUUCUCGCCAAGCCUAAUACUGAAAACGACGGAGCCAGCCGCAGUGAGGAGGAGCCAAGCAUUACAAAGGCUAGACAGAUGAGCUACCUGGCCGCAUUGGGCGUAUGUCAGGUAGCGACUAAAUAUCGGAGCACAUUUGGCAGUUUUCGUAGGAGCGCCAUUACCGCGACGCAUUGCACACUCUCUGCAGCUCUAAUAUUUCUAAACGCUUUAUCUUCUCGAUGGGAAGAUGUGGACCCGUCCAGCAACCAGAAGUAUAUCGAUCUCUGCCUAUUUGUACUGGAUGAACUCGGAACAGCGUGGAACCCGGCCAAGCGUAUGCGCCAGAGCCUUCAUGCGCUAUACGAACAUGUUCAAGAGCAGAGAAUGGAAGGUAUCGCAUCUGAGAAAGACGCGGCGGGCAGCCAGAGUCAGGCUGUCGCCGGUCAAACUCUAUCCGAACUUGCGCAUGCUGAAGCAGACUUGGCGGCGGAUGUACCCAGUGAUGAGGGUCAGUACGGGUUAUACAGCGUGGAUAGCUAUUUGGUAAGCAUUCCUGUGACUACCAGUAGUACUCUUUUGGUCUACAGCUUGAACGAUAAAAUGCUCUCAAGCGCUGGAAACAUCCUACUUACAGCAUGCCCAGGAUGA
Molecule: messenger RNA, 2016 nt
Organism: Fusarium vanettenii 77-13-4
Lineage: Eukaryota; Fungi; Ascomycota; Sordariomycetes; Hypocreales; Nectriaceae
Exons: 6
Coding region: 1-2016 (671 amino acids)
Biological process (GO): regulation of DNA-templated transcription; DNA-templated transcription
Molecular function (GO): DNA-binding transcription factor activity, RNA polymerase II-specific; zinc ion binding; DNA binding
Source: RefSeq, a predicted model, not a curated record